AUGGAGAACGCAUCUACUCAGGGCAAGACGAGGUUGGAUCAGAUGCCACCGGAGAUCAUCUUGAUGAUUUUCAAAAUCAUACAACCCCGAGACAUUCUAGCCUUGAAUCUCACCAGCACUACAUUCCGCAAUUCUUUUCUCGCGCAUGAAUGCAUCAUCAUCGGCGAAUUGGUUGCCUCAAUUCGACGUAUGCUACCCGAUGACUUGCUUCACCUUGCCAUGGUCGCCGUCUACCUCCGAUUCAUGAACGCCAAAGUCGACUAUACCGCAAACGACAUCAACCCAACGGAGCAUUCCGAGCGCCUGAUUGAUUACGUCGAACGCUCUUUCGAUGACCCAGUAACGAGAUGGCCGCAACAGCAGCUUCACCCGGUGGACGUGGUGGCAAUCGGAGAGCUAGUCAACGAAGCCGAGUUGAUAGGCGUUGCAAGAGAAGACCGUCUAAUGGAAGGCAAUGAUGUUGACUUUGUGUUUCCGUGGAAGCUUAGAAACCCAACCGCCCUCAGUGUGGCCCGCGACAAGCUUCCGAUCUUGAUCUUUGAGAUCUGUUGCCAAUGCGUCCUUCGUCAUGGCGAGGUUCUUGACACGGCAGGGGAGACGCGUUUGCUCGAUAGAGUUGCGCGAGUUGUCCGCGACGGUGUCGCAAAGCUAUGGGGCAGCGAUAGACGUAUCGAGGCCGUGUGGGCGCAAGAUAGUGGCCUGAUCAUGAGACCGGGGGCUUAUCUCCGGUCUCUUGAGAGUUUGCUUUGCAGGGCUCUCGCACCUCGUCUCAGGCACGCUGUGCGUAAGGUGAUCGAAGUUCAAGCCAUUGAUAAUGGACCGUAUGCGCUGUGGCCAGAAAGUGUCAGAUUUUUGAGUGAGUCUUUGUCAUUGCCAAGCGUGCAAGCUUCCCUCGAGAGUCCCGCGGUAUUGUCACGCUCAGCAGCCCUUAUGCAAAGAGGCCUGUACCAUGACGGGAGAUUAGGACCGUUGGAUUUCCGAGAACGUGCCUGGCUCCAGGAUCUAAGCCCGAGUUUGAGCAUUGGUGAUUUUGAGAGGAUGCCUUUAUCAGUAGUCAACAAGCUGGCCAAGGUAGGCCUUCUCCAGUCAGCUCAAGUUGUUGCCUGA
Colletotrichum aenigma is the source of this 1107-nucleotide messenger RNA. RefSeq lists its product as uncharacterized. NCBI's taxonomy places the organism in Eukaryota, Fungi, Ascomycota, Sordariomycetes, Glomerellales, Glomerellaceae. The record is from RefSeq and is a predicted model, not a curated record. The transcript has a single exon. Bases 1 to 1107 code for a protein of 368 amino acids. Gene Ontology annotation, molecular function: protein binding.